CAUGUCUCUAAAGAUGUUUAUAUUAUUGCUGACUGUAGCGCUAUUCAUAACGAUACCAAUAGAACUAAGCGAAGCUUCUGCUGUACUAAUAUCUGAUAUGACAAUGUCAGUCAUGGUGGAGUUAUCUUCCCGACAUCCAUUCUGCAAGAUGCACACCGAUAGAGGUGAUAUACAACGAAUGCUUUUACAAUCAGAUCCGCGACGCAUACGUCAAGUACCUCGUGAAUCUGUAAUGGAGUUAGAGGAUGUCUGCAAGAGUUCUGGUUCAUAUGGACAUGAAUUCAGAGGUGGUUUAGGUUUCAUUUAUCCCGGUACUAAAUGGUGUGGACCAGGCACUGCGGCUGCUGACUAUAAUGACUUAGGCAAUCAUAUCGAUGAGGACCGCUGUUGCAGAGAACAUGAUUUAUGUCCAAAUGUCUUGAAUGUGGGAGAAUGCAAGCGUGGUCUCUGUAAUACAGGUACCUUCACACGUUCCCACUGCGAUUGCGAUGCACGUUUACGAAAAUGUUUACAGUCUUUAAACACUGAAACGGCUAACACUUUGGGUGCAAUUUUCUAUAAUGUUGUGCAGGUCACCUGUUUUCAGGAGCGUAGUCCUUGUUCAUCACAUCAAAGAGUUGGUUAUAAUCAAACGGAACAAGAUCAAAUCUGUGCUCAAUGGCAAUAUCAACCAUCAGAGAAGUAUGUACCUAGUGCACCGGGAAGAACUUAAAUACGUAAACUCAUUUCUAAAUGUUCAUACAACGAUACGACAACGAAAAUCGUCAAUUUUUCCAUCCAUUAAAACUUUAAAGUAUUAAAGAAUAAUAUUUAUAUAGUAGAACCUAAUAUAUUUUCAUUAAUCGAUGUAAAAGGUUAUGAAAACUUAUAUCAUAUAAUAAGCGAUAAUAACUUUUUUAAAUAUUUAAUCAUAUUAUCUUAAUAUCUAGUCAUAUAAACUAAUAUUUCCAUAAUAAGCUGUGUAGAUAAUAGAAAAAAAGAUUAAAUGUGUAAAAAUAUUUACUCAUUCAAUUAGAAAAUACAAGAAUUCGACUUUAUUCUUCAGGUUUUUAGUAGAAGACAAUCCUAGUCCAAUUAUUAAAUAAUAGUUUUAAUUGUCUUAAGUCUUUAGUGUUAUGUUUUUAUAAAGUUAUAUUUUUGAGCUACUGAUUUAAGGAUAUUCCUUUACAAUGGUUCGGAAAUAUUAGCAAAUCGAACAGUAUUUCCUCACACACCCUUAUAUGAAGGGUAUAGUAUGAAGACACUUGCAAACGAAACAGCAAACGAAAUAGCAAACGAUACCACCCAAACUGUAAACUGCUCUUUUGACCAGUGUUUAGUCAGGUCAGCCUUUUAUCAUGUUUCCACUGCAGCUAAAACUACAAAUGGUAAUGAACUUAAGAUUUGGUCGUUUUCAUUGGCAUAAGCUAAUUUAUUCAU
This is a messenger RNA of Teleopsis dalmanni, 1419 nucleotides long. Its product is annotated as acidic phospholipase A2 PA4. Bases 2 to 712 code for a protein of 236 amino acids. NCBI's taxonomy places the organism in Eukaryota, Metazoa, Arthropoda, Insecta, Diptera, Diopsidae. Gene Ontology annotation, biological process: arachidonate secretion; phospholipid metabolic process. The record is from RefSeq and is a predicted model, not a curated record. The transcript has 5 exons.